CCAUAUCUGCUUCAAUUGUAAGCGCCGACACCGAUAGACUAACUAACACUGAGCCCGAGUAUCCUAAAAAAAAUCAAAAACCUAAGAAAAAUCUGCAGCUAAUGACAACUCUUGCGACUCCUGUAUUUGAUACCAGAAAUUAUACGAACAUCACUAAAAGAAUUCUUGUUAAGAAUGUUUAUCAGGACUCAGAACCGGAAACUAUCCGAAUCGCGAAUCUGUUGGGCGUCGCAGGAGUUGAUGUCCCCAUCAAAGAGAUCGUGAAACUAACGCCCGCUUUCAAGCUUGGAGUUAAUGGAUAUUCAUUUGUCACAACAAAUAAUGGUUAUCUCCUAUAUCACCCCGAUCUCAGACCCAUGGUAUGUAUAAGUUUGUACUAG
Messenger RNA from Oppiella nova, 380 nucleotides. The record is from the annotation of a GenBank genome assembly. Lineage: Eukaryota; Metazoa; Arthropoda; Arachnida; Sarcoptiformes; Oppiidae.